Molecule: messenger RNA, 1449 nt
Organism: Serendipita indica DSM 11827
Lineage: Eukaryota; Fungi; Basidiomycota; Agaricomycetes; Sebacinales; Serendipitaceae
Source: the annotation of a GenBank genome assembly
AUGGCCGAGUAUGAUAUCACGGAAAAGCUAAUCCCGUUCAUCGACAAGCAUCUUGCAUUUCCAGUGCUUACGCAUCUACUCGAAACAGCCCUAUUCCCCGAGGAGGAUGUGCGCGCCGCCCAGUAUGAGCUCGCAAAGACGACAAACAUGGUCGAUUUCACCGUUCAGCUCUUCCAGCAGCUCUAUCCAGACGAAGAGAUUCCACAGGAGUUCGCAGACAAGCGAGAUCAAGCGCUUCAAAAAGCAGAGCAGCUCGAGACGGAUGCUCAAGUCGUUCUUGAAGUAAUUGAACGUGAAGAAGUCGCACAAGCUCUUCGUCAGGACAAGAUUCAAAACCUUCACUACCUCAAGGAAAACUACAACCUCACACUAGAUCACAUUCAAGCCCUCUAUACGUUUGGUCAGUUUCAGUAUGCGACUGGGAACUACUCGAAUGCUGCCGAAUAUCUCUACCACUUCCGCAUCCUGUCCACUGAUGCCGACCUAAAUCUGUCAGCUCAUUGGGGGAAACUCGCUUGUGAUAUACUAUUCGGACAGUGGGAUACCGCCCUGGAGGAGCUCAACUCUCUGCGCGAGACCAUCGACUCUCGCCUGGGCUCAGCGGCUGCCAAUGCACCAGCCGGCCCAAACGCAUCGUCCGAAGCUGCUCUAGCACAACUUCAAGCACGGACAUGGCUGAUACACUGGUCAUUAUUCGUCUAUUUCAAUCACGCUCAAGGCCGAUCGUUACUCCUCGAUACUUUCCUUUCACCAGCCUAUCUCAACACUAUACAGACAUCGUGUCCGUGGGUACUCCGGUAUCUUGCAGUUGCCGCUAUCGUCACUCGAAAGUCAGCAAAUGCAACCUCGGGGCGCGCCAGGCACGCGUUGAGGGAGAUUGUGCGCGUCAUUCAGAUGGAAGAAUAUCAGUACACCGACCCUAUUACCCAAUUCUUAAAGGAGCUCUAUCUCGAAUUUGACUUUGAUGCUGCUCAAAAGUCGCUUGCAAUCGCUGAAAAGGUGGUGGAAAAUGAUUUCUUCCUGUGGGACUUGAAGCAAGAGUUUCUCGAUAACUCGCGAUAUCUCAUCAGCGAAGCAUACUGCCGGAUUCACCAGAGAAUCGACAUCGACGACCUGUCCUCCCGACUGAACCUGAGUCAGGAAGAAGGCGAAAAAUGGAUUGUGAAUCUGAUUCGUGAUAUGCGCAUGGGUGCCGAUGCGAAGAUUGAUCUGGAAAAGAACAUUAUACACAUCAAUCGGCCCCCCGCACCACUGUAUCAAGCGGUCAUCGAGAAGACGAGAGGUCUCGCAUUCCGAACACAGGCCCUCGGCGCAGCAAUGAACAGAAAGGCGGCUGGGGAAACGAUGGAAACUGGCGAGGAAGGGAAAAAUAAAGGAAAGGGUCGAAGAACGGGUGCCCAGCAGCCGUCUCAACCUGCUGCUCCAUCGAUAGUAGCCACAGAAGCUUAG